Molecule: messenger RNA, 2967 nt
Organism: Penicillium chermesinum
Lineage: Eukaryota; Fungi; Ascomycota; Eurotiomycetes; Eurotiales; Aspergillaceae
Product: putative ARID/BRIGHT domain protein (SWI1)
Exons: 1
Coding region: 1-2967 (988 amino acids)
Biological process (GO): regulation of transcription by RNA polymerase II
Cellular component (GO): nucleus; SWI/SNF complex
Molecular function (GO): transcription cis-regulatory region binding
Source: RefSeq, a predicted model, not a curated record
AUGAACACCUGGGCUGUCGACGCCUCGAAUCUUCCUGGCCAGGACAAUGCGGCCUUCAAUCCUUCUACCAUAGAUCCCUCGGCCGCCUUUCUCCAUGGAUCGCCUACCCCUGACCCCAACCAAUUCCAGCGCAUGUUCAGUAACGGCGUGCCGAGGAAUGCCUCGCCCGGGUUCCACAACCCAAACCAGGUGAUUCCAUCCAAAAGACCUCGCCCAGAGGAUGGCAUGCCAAUGUCUCCCCGGGCUGCCCCUGGCGUAACGGGGUCGCGAUCUCAGACACCCCAGAUGCCGUUCCCCGGCUACCAAGGUCCAGCCAAUGGCACACCUCAAUUCUCUCAGCACCCGACUCCCUAUCAACACCUCCAACAAGGCGCCUCGCCUAAUGUUACCCAGUCGCCUGUCAUGCAAGAAUUUGAUCAGAAUAGCGUUCGCAUGGGAACUGCCUCUCCAAGCCCCUUCUCUCCUGCUGGCCCUCAUGUUGGUGCUCAGAUGUCCCCUUCACAGUCAGAUGGAAGUCGCGUCAAUACUCCUCAGAACGCCAACUUCAUGCCGGGACAAGCUUUCCCCCAGGGCAUGGGCGGCCAAUUCCAGCAAGGAGCUGGCAUGAGCUCCGCUGCGCCUCAACCUGCCAUGCAGGCCCAAUUUCAAGGAGGAAUGGGCCAAGUGCCUCAGGGCUACCACCAAGCUAUCGCAGCUCAGCAACAACGGUUGCAUCAGAUCCAGAUGCAAAGCAGGCAGAUGAACAAUGCUGGUGCUGGGAAUCCGCAAAUGAGUCGACCUGUGCCCUCGGGAAUGAACCCCAUGGCCAACCCCCAGCAAAUGGCAGCCUUCCGCCACAUGCAGCAGAAUAUGGCGAAGCCCAAUAGCCCCGAAACCUUCAUGCGCUCCCUUCAAAAAUUCAUGAUGUCACGAAACCUUCCUCUGGACCCCAAUCCUAUCAUCAGCGGUCGCCCUGUCAACAUUGUUCAAUUAUAUGGAACAGUGAUGAAAAUGGGUGGUUCAAAGAAAAUCACUGCUAUGAACAUGUGGAACGCAGUUGCACAGAAUCUGCAGUUCCCACAAAUGAGUUUCCCAAUGGCUGGGCAGGAAAUACGCGACUAUCACCAGAGGAAUCUUGCCCCAUAUGAGCAGGCUUUCAUCAACUCGCAACAGAAGCAAUUUGCUGAGCAGGUUCAACAACAGCAAACGAGCGGCCUUCCCCGUCAGCCAAGUGAUCCGUCUGCAAUGCAAUUCCAGUCUCCAGCUCCUGUGAAACCCAGCCCGGGUCCUGGCUUUGAUACGCCGCAACAAAUCCCCAACACUCCUCAGAAUAAUACACCUGUGUCAAACCAGGCUCAGGGAACUCCAGUCAACGGAUUUGCUACGCCGACUCACGCGCCGACUCAUGCGCGCAGCCAGAGCAAACCCCAAGUUGGCCAUAGGGCCAGCAUAUCUCGACAAUCACAACCACCUCUUCAACCUCCCGACGCCUCUGGCCAAUUUGCCGCACCUUCUCCAUCCCAGCAGACUAAAGCUGUAUCAGCGACUCCCUCGCAACCAUCGACCCAGCCUGAACAGAAGCCGGAAGAGUUCACCAAAAUGCCCAUCGAGGAUCCCUUCAAACCUAUGGUGAUCAGUGAGCAUCGUCUGCACGGGCCAAUCUCGGUGGAAGAAAUGUAUCCUCUGGGAGAUGAUGUCUUGAAACUGAAGCCUAAUGUGCCUAGCUUCGGUGAAUUGGGUAUUGUUGAUAUACAUGCCCUGACCAUGGGUCUCAAGUCUGGCAUCCACGCUGAAGUUCGAGUCGCCUUGGAUACACUCACCACUCUCUCCUGUGAGCCUGCAGUCCAGAUCUCUCUUGAGAAUUGCGAAGACCUGGUGGAGAGCUUGGUUGAUUGUGCGGAGGACCAGUAUGAUUAUCUGGUCGACCACAUUCCGGAAACGUCAGAUGUCAUGCAACUGCGCUCUUAUGAAGAUGUAUUAAGAGGCUGCCAGUCGGAAUUCACAUCACUUGCCGAAGUGCCUGAGUUUGGCAGCGAGGCCUUCUUCAUGGACCGCGCAGUGGAGCGGUUGUUGUGCAUCAUCACCAUCCUCCGCAACUUCUCAUUCUCGGAAGCCAAUCACGGAAUUCUGGGAAUAUCCCCAGUGACUCAAGUCCUUGCUGAUAUCUUCCGCUCUCUCGGGACCCGACCAAAGUUUCUCCGAACUGAUCAAAACACCCUCGACUUCAUGAAAGAUGCAGUGGUCUUCAUGAGCAAUUUGGCCCAUGGCAUGCAGAUUCCUGGCAAGGAAGAAGCUCUCAGCCUGCUCAAUUUUCUUCUUGCGUUCUCACCUUCUCCUCAGCCUACAUCCCAGGCAGGCAAAAUUAUGUUCUCCCCAUUCAACCCUUUAAUUCACCGAUACACGCCAGCUGCUGUCGAUGGCCUUGCAAAGCUGUUAGCCCGAGACGACCCGAACAGAAUUUUCUUCGGUGCCAUCUUCGCCGGAGAUGGCUCCGCGGCCCCUCGACCCGAUCUCCUUACAGGUGCAUUUGGCCUUGCCAUCUGUGCUAUUCCUGAGAAAAAGCCUUUGGCGGUUGCUGAUGCACGGAAAAUCUUCCUUAUGCAAGGCUUGCUAGCUGCCGAUGUUCUGACGACAUUUGCUGAUGGCGCAACGGCUCAAUCAUGGCUUGGAUCUGUCGAUGGCUUCGCAACCCACCUCCUCCGCCUUUCAUGCUUGCUGUGCACGGAACGCCUUCCUCAGUUAACUAGCAUACGCCAACGUGGACCACAUGAGGCUGAUGCCUACGCCUUUAGCGCACUUAUUCAUCGUGGGUUAGCAAUUCUGCGCCGUCUUGCAGAAAAAUCCAAGCAGGUUGAUAACACUUUCCCACUUCACCUCCCCUCUGGUGUUGUACCUCGCAAAGAGAGCUUACUCGGUGCUCUGUUGCUGCCGAACCUGGAUCCCAACAUUAUUCGCCAACUCCUUACCUAUGCCCGCCUCGCAGAGUAA